Molecule: messenger RNA, 849 nt
Organism: Macrosiphum euphorbiae (potato aphid)
Lineage: Eukaryota; Metazoa; Arthropoda; Insecta; Hemiptera; Aphididae
Source: the annotation of a GenBank genome assembly
AUGAGUUCACAGACUUUUCAAAAUUGGAAAACAAAUGCAUUUACAAGAAACUUUAACAAAGCCAUUGGAUUUGCACCUAUUGUUAAAGAAAAUGAUAUUGAUAAACUAUUGGAUUUAAUAUCAAACAAUGCUGAUUUAAUUAAAAUUGGAGCAUUUAGAAAACUUAACAAGCUGUCCGGUAGUGAUACAACUGAGGAGUUUAAAAAAAAAUUAAUUCUUGCAAAACUUCAAGGUACCAUUGAAUUGGUAAAAUAUUAUGGUACUACAUGGAAUUGUCCUAAAUCAAAAUGGACACUUGCACAAGGAAUGUACUAUGCACACAGCUGUGUAAAAUUAUUUGGAGAAGAUAAACAGGGCGAAUGCCUCAGAAAGAAAAUUCAGUUGUUCGCCGCAUUCAUGUUCUCUUAUAAGUUAGAAAUCAAUCGAUUUACAAGAUUUUUUUUGAAAAGAAUGAAUACUCAAGCUGAUAAAUACCUUCCGGAUGAUAAAGCGAUAAAAUUUAUCAAUACGAAAAUGGCUUGCGAAAAAAAAUUUAUGCAAGAUAAUAAAAACAUUUUUAUUAAAACAGCAAUGAAACUGUACAUGGGUUCUUCUAAUAAGGAUAAGAAUUAUAAUUGUGUUAGUGAAUUAUUGCAAUUUGAAAAUGAUGAAAAGGAAAUUGAUUCAUACCCUGGUGAAAUUCAAUAUUUAAUAGCCAAAGCAUAUGGCUACCAAAAUAAUUAUAAAUUGGCUUUAGAACAUCUUUGUAAGGCACGUAAAGCAGAAGUUGUAGACGCAAAGACUCGUGAAACCAAUAAAAAAGUACAAACUUAUUAUGAAAAAAUAUACACUCGUAUGAAUGCCAAAUAG